UUCCCGUCGGUGUGUUAUUGAACGGAUCAUGUGAUAACACAUAUAAUGUUCUAGAUAAGGUAAAUCAUAAAAUUUUUAUAAUUAAAGAAAACUAGACAUGCUCUUAGGUUUCAUCAGCGUUUAUUCGGUCGAAGCAUGAUGUUCUAUGUCCUAUAAACUUUCUCGAUAAAAACACUAAUGAAUUUUGAAAAAUUGAUAUUUUUGAUGGCCAAUGUUCAUCAAGGAUAAAAUAAUAUGGUGAAAGAUUUAUAUUUAAUCGGUCCAAAUAAUGUAACCUUUCUUUACAAUAUUAAUAUAGAUGCAGAUAAUUUAAGCCUCGUAACAGAUUUACCACAUACUUUAGUUAUACAGUACGUACUUGAGUUGGUUCAUUUCUAUGAAUCAACUUAAGUACGUUUAAAGCAGAAAUAAGUGUCUUAAAAGAUCGGAUUCGACCCAAGCUUUACAAAUUGUAAAUGAUCAUAGCUAACAAUUUAAUGACGUCAUUACAGUCAUCGAAGAGCGGUCUGUUCGACGCCAUGCAUAUUUGGCUCAUUUUAGAGAACACCAGUGCUACACGGAACAUGACUAUUGAUGAUAUGAUGCUACAAAUGAAUUUGAGUGUCGAUUCCGAUGUUGCAAUAGCUACUUUCACGGGAAGCCGUUACGAGCUAACGGAUAUAUUUAACUUUGGCAAGAUACAGGGAAACGAAUUGGAGAGAAAAUUCUUGGGGGCUUGGGACCAGACAAACGGUUUGAAGAUUUCAUCGAAAUCAUACAAAUUUUAUGAUCGCUGGGAUUUCCACAAUCUGACGUUUCGAGUUGUCACUGUGGUCGUGGGUCAGCCAAAAACAUUUGAGCCAGACAUGCUUACGAGCAUAUCUUAUACAAAGGGAAUAUCAGUUUUUACAAAAACAGCUGCGAUCCUACUUGACGUUUUAAAGGAAAGACACAACUUUAGGUUUAACUAUACUGUAGCUGGAAGAUGGAUCGGACCUCCAGACAAAAACGCUUCUUUGGCAGUGACAAAUUCGCUGUACUGGGGUCAACAAGAUCUCUCCUGCACUUCAGCCAGAAUCACCUCGGAGCGACUUCAAUGGGUGGACAUUUUCAACCCACCUGUCACACAGAUAGAAUCCCGAUUUUUCUACCUUAUACCAAAUAAAGGCGUAGGUAACUAUGAGAACAGAUUUCUGACUCCUCUCUCCCCAGCGGUUUGGUGGUGCUCUGUGGGUGCUGGUACCUUUUGUGUCCUGGUGUUGGCUGUAGCAGCUGUUUUGGAACGCAGGCCUAGGCCAGCGGUCUAUGCUAUGCUUAGUGUACUGGGAGCGGUGUGUCAACAGGGUUACGAAGAGGGAACAGGCAUCGUUGAACACCGAUAUUCGAGUCAAGGCCAACGUGUGACUCUUUUAGUCAUAGGCUUGACAAGUAUGCUACUAUACAACUACUAUACAAGUAGCGUAGUAUCUUGGCUUCUCAGUGCCGCGCCACCCACUCUGUCAGAUAUAGAUGGACUUAUUAGGAGUGACUUUGAGCUUAUUUUUGAGAAUAUUGGAUACACAACAGGCUGGUUUGAGGUAAAUAGUCACAAUUUAUCUUAAUUUAAGGAACGGCAUUCUGUUAUCUCUCUGUUAGGUUAUUGUACUGUUUUGUGAUCUAUAGUAAUAUUUGUCAUUGAGGACUUAUUGAUUGUAAUUUGUACGUUAGUCUUGAGCUUGAGAGCUUAUGCCACCCGCACCCGUUAUGGAGGACACACAUUAGUUGUUAAUUGUAUGACUUCUUCUAUCCUAGUAUUGUCAUUACAUUUACAUAUUUAAAGAAAACCCUUUUCAACGAAUUGAAGCUAUAUAUAAACUUGACUUAACUUGACAUUCAACAACCCCUUUGUCUUCAG
Pieris rapae (cabbage white) is the source of this 1873-nucleotide messenger RNA. RefSeq names its product ionotropic receptor 75a. The transcript is spliced from 9 exons. Lineage: Eukaryota; Metazoa; Arthropoda; Insecta; Lepidoptera; Pieridae. The coding region runs from base 456 to 1580 and encodes 374 amino acids. The record is from RefSeq and is a predicted model, not a curated record.